Messenger RNA from Lytechinus pictus (painted urchin), 6603 nucleotides. RefSeq names its product GATOR2 complex protein MIOS-like. Gene Ontology annotation, cellular component: cytoplasm. Gene Ontology annotation, molecular function: protein binding. The coding region runs from base 132 to 2837 and encodes 901 amino acids. The record is from RefSeq and is a predicted model, not a curated record. Gene Ontology annotation, biological process: positive regulation of TORC1 signaling; cellular response to amino acid starvation. NCBI's taxonomy places the organism in Eukaryota, Metazoa, Echinodermata, Echinoidea, Temnopleuroida, Toxopneustidae. The transcript has 23 exons.
CCUUUAGCAGCGGGAGCCAUCGCAAUCAAUGAUCACACAAACCGAAAUCACUUUGCAAAGGGCGAUCCAGUUUCUUACAGGAUAGAGUAAUGCCGAGUUGCAAUCCUCUACCUUAGAAUUUGGAUACCAAGAUGACGAGCAAGUGGACACAGGAUGUUCAGUGGUCCCCAGUGCAUCCCGAGACAUUCUUUUCUCUUUCUGUUGGAACCAACCAAGUCGAGUUCAAUCAGUUUGCCGUAGAGCCACUCGCCAACUAUGGAUCGUCUAAGCCGUCAGGUCGGCAGGUCUCCGAGACGGGAUUUGCUCGCCUUCAGUUCUCCAAGUCGGAUCUCUUUACAAACAACAAAGAUGAAGUGCAAAGAAUAAAAUGCUUUGCAUGUUACCCGAAGGCCGUCCCCGAGAACCUUCUCGGCCUUGGCCUCUCUACGGGAAAGGUGUUACUCACAUCGUUCGUAUCAGACCCACAGACGGAUCCGACUAACCUGAUUGGAGCUGAAUUUCCUCCCAAACAUUCGAGAUUAUGCACCAGUCUUGCAUGGAAUGCUGUAGAUUCAAAACUGUUGGCUGUUAGUUUUGAUAAGUACCGAACCGACUGCAGUCUGUCAAUAUAUGAUGUCACAGUCAGAGGUGGUGGAGGAGGGCAUACUAGACCUCUAUCAGUCGGGAGUGAAAGGGACACGAGAGGGGUGACAGAAUUGGUAUACAGUGAUGCCCUUCAUUCCAUGGCCUGGUUACCUCAUCAACCCUUGAGCCUCAUGGUAGGACAAGGUCAAAAGAACCUUAGGCUCUAUGACAUCAGAGAUCCCUCUAAACACAAAAGCAGUGCUAUCACAAAGUCAGUAUAUGGAAUCUCAGCAGAUCCACUGUACGAGCAUCGGCUAGCUUCAUUCUUUGAAGAUCAGAUGAAUAUCUGGGAUCUACGUCAUUUUGAAAAACCAGUACUAAGCUUCCGAGAAUCCCGAGGCGUGAUCAAGCUUGGAUGGAGUCCCACUCGAUACGGCACGUUAGCCUGCCUGACAAAGCAGAGCAAUGUUAUCAAACUAUACAACAUACAGCAUGUUGGUCAGGAAGUGGAAUACACAGAGAAGCAUGUCAAACCAAAUUAUCUGAAUCAGCAUCAAGUAGCCAUCUUUGCUUGGCAUCCGAACCAGGAGAACAGAAUGCUAGCUCUGUCACCAGGGGGCGCUAUGCAAGAUCUGACAAUCUACGAUGCCAUAUCACUGGACUGGUCACCUCAUUCCACCUGUUCAGUUGCUUCAGGGAGGCAUCUGUUCUACUGCCUCCCGUCGUCAGAUAGGCCUACCAGUGAUGAGGAUAUAUCAACAACCAUGAAGAGAAGGGCUUGUAAUGGCUAUGGUAUGAAGACUGAGCCACUAAGUCAGAAUGCUUCAUUAGCAGGCAAUGAUGCACAGGUCAAGAAACUAUGGCAUUGGUUGCAAAGAAUAAAAUCCCUGAGAACCGUCAGCCGAUCAGCUUCGUCCAUGAAAUCCUCCGCACCAUCAUCGUCGCCAGGAACGAUGGAGUUUUGUGGGGUGAAGCAGCUGAUGUGCAGGGAAGGGUCUGAGAAUCCCCAGACAGGAGGAGGGUUGAGAAGCAAGGUGGAGCCCAUGGCUUGGGAUGGAUUGGACGGGACACUGGAAGCCAACGUCUUUAGGAGCAAAGAAAGGUCACAUGCGCUGAGGUUGUGUGGAUGGGACUUUGACGGUGAUCACAACGCCUUCAGGGAUUUCACACAGAGGUUAGAGACUGAAGGGCGGUUUGAGCGGGCAGCAGCUAUAUGUGUGUUUCAUCUGAAGAUGAGACAAGCUAUUGAAAUACUCAACAGAGGAGCUGAAGCUGCUAAAGAUGGCAGUCAUGACCUGCAUCCCGUUGCCAUGGCGCUGUCGGGAUUCACACCAGACAAGGACACCCUCUGGUGUUCAAUGUGCAGCGCCCUCUGUCGUCAGCUGCGUAACCCGUACCUCAGAGCCAUGUUCGGAUUCCUUACAACCAAUGAUGAUAAAUACGAGGCUGUUGUUAGAGAAUUGGAGAUCAGCAUUGAAGAUCGUGUGGCAUUUGCCUGUAUCUUCCUGAAUGAUGUCCAGCUGGUGACCUUUGUGCAGGAUCUGACCUUACAGGUCGUAACCGAUGGCAACCUUGCCGGUGUCCUCCUCACUGGUCUUACUAAAGAUGGUGUGGAGCUCUUGCAAUCUUAUGUCGAUAGGACUGCGGACGUCCAGACGGCCAGUCUUGUAGCAGUCCAGGCCCUGUCACCAGACCUGUACAGGGAAGAAUCGGUACAGCAUUGGAUAGAGAGCUAUCGGCAACUCCUGGAUACAUGGAGACUUUGGCAUGAAAGGGCAAAGUUUGAUUUGCUGUACCAAGCUCAUGCCAAAGAGAAGGUAUCCAAACAGAUCUAUGUCAGUUGUCACUUCUGUCAGAGUCCCAUCUCACCCAGUGAGCUAGCCAAGGGAGGCAAGUCGGGCUACAUGGGAGGUUAUGCAAGGGCCUUCCAGCAGAGGAGGGCAAAUACUUGUUACAAGUGUCGGAAAGCAUUGCCGAGGUGUGCUUUGUGUUUGAUGCACAUGGGGACGAGGUCGGGAGAAUCCAAACUUAGCCCACAUCAGAGGAGCUACAAAUCUUCAGGCAAGCCAACAGUGAAUUCCAUGACGAAGCAGACAGACUUUGGAGAGUGGUUUUCAUGGUGUCAGAGCUGUCGACACGGAGGUCAUGCCGAUCAUCUAACAGAGUGGUUCAGGACCCACAGCGAAUGUCCAGUAACGUCAUGUGUGUGCCGAUGCAUGAUUCUAGACUCAGUAGCAUCUGUUUCACCAUCAACAGAACUCUCGGUCAUGUGACACAUCACAUGACUUCAUCAUCUUACAUGAGCCAUCUCCCAUUAAGACAUCAGGUGGUCAUUUGACCCAGUAGGAGCGGUAUCACCAUCAAGAGAACUUUCGGUCAUGUGACACAACACAUUGUUUCAUUGUCUUCCUUGAGCCACCUCCUACCAAGACAUCAGCUGGUCAUGUGACUCGGUAGCAGCAGUUUCACCAUCAACAGAUCUGUCAGUCAUGUGACACAUCACAUGAUAUCAUCAUCUUACUGUAGCCAUCUCCCACCAAGACAUCAGUGGGUCAUGUGACACAGUAGCAGCUAUUUUACCAUUGACAGAGGUGUUGGUCAUGUGACACAUCACAUGACUUCAUCAUCUUCCUUGAGCCACCUCCCACCAAGACAUAAGCAGGUCAUAUGACACAUCACAUGACUUCAUCAUCUUCCUUGAGGUACCUCUCAAGACAUCAGGUGGUCAUGUGACAUAUCACAUGAUUUAAUCACCUGACCCAUGUUGCCUUCCAUCAAAACAUCAGCUGGUCGUGUGAUACAUCAUAUGAUUUCAUCAUCUGACUUGAGCCACCUUCCAUCAAGACAUCUGGUCAUAUGACACAUCACAUGACUUCAUUAUCUGACAUGAACCACCUCCCUCCAACGCAUCUAUUGAUCAUGUGACAUACUAAUAUGAUAUCAUUCAAGUUGUACACCUCACACAACGCUGUUAAUUAUGUGAUAUAUUGCUCUGUGUUGUUUAAUGUUCAGAGUUUACUUCGCUCAUUCUUUAGCUACAUAUUUCAAGACAUUGUUGUUGCUGCCAAUGCCUAGGUAACAAACUGCAACUUCUUUUGGCAAAAUAGGCCUUCUCUCAAUCACAUCAGAUCAAGGCUUUCAUUCUGAGGAAGAAGAAAUUGCCUAACAGAAGUUUUCUUCAACAGGCUGCAACAAAAGAAAUGGUUGAAAAAUACCUCUAUACAUCUUCAUUUUUUUGUCUUAUUCCUAUUCUGCUGGAAUUCAACUCAAAUCUUGAGGGAAAAAAUAACGAGGAAAGCAAACUACCUAUGUAUUCUGAAGGGAGACGGGUGCAUUUCAUGAAAUUUGUUAUCAUGGACAGGUUUUUCAUCUGACAUUUUCUGUGGUUAGAGUCAGUCAUUGGCAUCUCAGCCAAUCAAAACCAUGAAUAGUUGUCAGAUCUCGGGGCAUGUAACACAAACCUUAGCAAUUAUCAUAGAACUUUUUCCUAUGAUUGAUUGCAUUGACUACAGUGUACAAUUAAUCGUAUAUUUGCUUGGAGGGGAUACAUGGUGAUGCCCUUCUGUUUUCCAUGCAGGCCAUUUCUCUGACUGAGUUAAAGACUUAAAAUAGUACUAUAUAAAUUUAUCAGUGAAGAUCAGUGUCAUAUUAGGGUAUUGAGCCCAUUUCAUAGAGAUGUCCAAUUGUGGUUAUCUGGUCAUUAUGGUGACUAUCAUAGUAAAUCCUUGAUUUUGAUUGCCUGCUGAACCUUGUUUCCGUGGUAUUUUGAUACCAUUGCCAAAGUUGCGAUAUCCUGUGAACAGUCUUCUGUGCUUAUAAAUUGUCGUGUAUCUUGUAUCACUUUGGCCCAAAUUCAAAAAGAUGGUUUAUAAACUAUCGGUUGGACCCAUGGUUUAUGCAGAUUUCCUGUAUAAAUUAUGCUUAUUUACCACAUAUAUUUAUAGAUGCCCAAUGCUGAUGCGCGCUUUUGGCAGUGUGCCAAAUUGAUGCCUGUUGCCAUGGUUAAGUACGCUAUUUUAUUAAUGAGUCCACUGUUUGGAGAGUGGACUCAUUGAUUAAAAACAGUGGACUCAUGAAUGAAAUAGCGUAGACAUCCACGACAACAGGCGUCAAUCUGGCGCACUGUGACAAAAGCGUGCAUCAUCAUCGGACAUUUUUAAUAUACGCGGUAAGUACGCGAAAUUUAUACAGGAAAUCUGCAUAAACCAUGGGUUCAACUGAUGGUUUUAAAAACAUCUUUGUAAAUUCAGGCAGUUAAGUUUUAGAGAUCAGUUGUAAAGGCGCCUGCACACUUAAUAUGGUCCAGACCAAUCCGGUAGCAUGCUUCAUUAGAAAAUGGAAAGAAUUGUUUGUGUGAAUUAAUCCAAAGAGACUGUUCACAUUGAGCAUUAAUUACAUGUAAGUCUGGUGAGCAAAACUGCCAGAACAAGUAUUAUGUAAUAGUUCUUCGUGUGAUUUCAAAUGGUUUAGGUCAUUGGACUGUAUUUGAUGUGCAAGCACCAUUAUCCAUGUGACCUAACACGUCAGUGAUCUAGAUGUAUACUCCCUGAUUUUAUCAACCAAAGUGAUAUGGGUCAACAUGUCAUAAAUGUCAUCAACAUGUCAUAAAAACAGUGUUUUUAGUACUACUGUAUGUAAGUGCUUCCACAUGUCUAAAACCUCAGUCACAUUUGCUCUGCGGCGGCCAUACAGCGAGUUGGAAACAGCCGUUAUAUUAAUUUUUAAUGGCAAAAAGAAGCUGCUGAAAACUGCUUAUCUAAUAAAAGAGAGCCAAAAACUACCUUUAUUUCGCUGGUACAAAAAAUAUUAAAACGGCUGUUUUCGACUCGCCGUACAACCGUCGUAGAGCAAAUGUGACUGAGGUAUUACUCUCAUGUCAACGUAUGUUCAUUCUGUAACAAUUUCCAAAGAUAGGCUUUGAUAUUGAUAGUGGUAACAAUAAUAGUAUUGUGCUUUAUGUAGAGCUUAUCACAUCUCAAUGACGUCUCUAAGUGCUUUGCAGAUAUGUCUUUACCCCAGUUGUCGAUUCUUGCUUGCCCUGUGUAUGGUGCUGCCUAGUCUGCUGUGCAGACCCUUCGCUCUAGUUAAGGGGUCUGAAUGCAAAGCCUUUAAUGACUUGUGUGCUGAAUGAAAAAGCAAGAUUCAUAUGUGCUAGUCUUUGAGUGAAGACCCACUCGUAGAUCAAAGUUUCAAUCAGGGUCUGUGCCUGCAGACUUGCAAGUUCUAUAUGUGCUAGUCUUUAUGUGAAGACCCACUCGUAGAUCAAAGUUUCAAUUAGGGUCUGUGCCUGCAGACUAGCAAGUUCUAUAUGUGCUAGUCUUUAUGUGAAGACCCACUUGUUGAUCAAAGUUUCAAUCAGGUCCUGUGCCUGCAGACUAGCAAGUUCUAUAUGUGCUAGUCUUUAUGUGAAGACCCACUUGUUGAUCAAAGUUUCAAUCAGGUCCUGUGCCUGCAGACUAGCAAAAUUUGUAUUUGCUAGUCUUUGUGUGAAGACCCACUUGUUGAUCCAAGUUUCAAUCAGGGUCUGUGCCUGCAGACUAGGUGCUGCCUGUACUGAAUGAUAAUGGAACAGUUCAUAGUGGCAUCACAUACCAAAAUAUACAAAUAUGUCAGAAUUUCUCUUUUUAUCGUUAGGGGGUUAGAAUUGUGAAGUAGCUUCUGCUUCAGAAUAUGAUGGCAAGAAUAUAGGUUAGAGUCAUAUUUGGAAUUAGGUCUGUGUUUGGCUCAUGUAAAGAUUCUCCACGGCAGAAAAGGUCAAUGGAGCAAGAGUUUUGGAACCCGAGUUGCUGUAAUGUGUACUGAAAUUUAAUAUUUGACUAUAUCAUGUUAAUAGAGAUACUUAUCUGAACCUUUAGUUUGAAGUCUUUAUGAAUGUAAAUAACUAUGAAAUGAAGUGAAACAUAUUUUUUUUUCUGGGAGUUUCCUUCAGAAUCAAUGCAAGCAAUACAUGCAUUUUAUUCCAUGAACGUGGCAAAUUAUAUCUUCAGGUUGAUCGGUAUUGGAAAAUAUUAAAGAGAUUUUUUUUUCCAUGUAAUGAAA